AUGAGGGUUGAAAAUCAACCUCGUCAAUACAUCAACCUGAUGAAGCUGAUAGAUGCGAUACUGAUCUGGAGGGGACUUCUGACUGAAAAUCAAAAAUUAAGAAAUCGUAACGCCGAGCUCAAACGCAAGAUCGAACUGCUUACGGCUCGAGUUAUGCAGAUCGACACUACUGUGGCACCACUUGAUAACGCAGAAUACGAUUCCGACUGCUCAACAGAAGUCCUGUCGUCCGGAUAUCCUGAUACUGGUAUACAUAUAAAAUGUUUUAUACAUGUUUUUCGUUAA
Orbilia oligospora ATCC 24927 is the source of this 285-nucleotide messenger RNA. RefSeq lists its product as uncharacterized. The coding region runs from base 1 to 285 and encodes 94 amino acids. NCBI's taxonomy places the organism in Eukaryota, Fungi, Ascomycota, Orbiliomycetes, Orbiliales, Orbiliaceae. The transcript has 2 exons. The record is from RefSeq and is a predicted model, not a curated record.